This is a messenger RNA of Anopheles merus, 671 nucleotides long. RefSeq names its product snake venom serine protease BthaTL-like. Gene Ontology annotation, biological process: proteolysis. Gene Ontology annotation, molecular function: serine-type endopeptidase activity. The coding region runs from base 248 to 634 and encodes 128 amino acids. The record is from RefSeq and is a predicted model, not a curated record. The transcript is spliced from 3 exons. Lineage: Eukaryota; Metazoa; Arthropoda; Insecta; Diptera; Culicidae.
UCUGGUGCAGUGGUAUUAUCAUUACUCCUUCGCACGUACUUUCAAUGGGUGCUCUUUUUUUUACUUGGAAACAGUUCCUUCAAUACUGUCUAUCUACGGAGGUGGCACAACUCCGUUAUCUGGAGGAAUUGCAAUACCUGUGACUAAAAUAACAUUACAUCCUAAAAUAGUAUAUCAUUUUGGUACAUUCGAUUUCAAUUUGGUUGUUAUAUCUGUGCCAAUAAAUUCAUUCCAAGGUAAAACUAAUAUGGCUCCGAUUGCCCUUCAAACAACUGAAGUAUCACCCGGAUCUCGAUGCUAUGUCAUUGGAUUGGGUGAAACGAAGAUUGGUCGUCGAGAUGAGUUAAACGAAUUGCAUUACGGAUCCAUGAAUAUUGUGUCACAGAGUGCCUGCUCUCGUUCAUGGGCCUUUUACCAUAAGGAUUUAAUUACUUCCAACAUGAUCUGCGCUAAAUACUGUUUCGGAGUGGAUAUCUGUUAUGGGGAUCAGGGUGGUUCGCUCGUUUGCGAUGGAAAACUUACCGGAAUCAUUGCGUACACAGGAUACGGCUGUACUAGUGCUAGGCCAGCAGUAUUUACUAGGAUUAUGGCGCCUAGCAUGCGCAGUUUUAUUCGUAACGAAACUGGAAUCUAAUAAAUACUGAUAUUUAUCGGAAAUAAACUAACACUGU